Molecule: messenger RNA, 429 nt
Organism: Arabis nemorensis
Lineage: Eukaryota; Viridiplantae; Streptophyta; Magnoliopsida; Brassicales; Brassicaceae
Source: the annotation of a GenBank genome assembly
AUGUCGUAUCUUCUACCGCACUUGCACUCCGGUUGGGCUGUUGAUCAGGCGAUUCUCGCCGAGGAAGAGCGUCUUGUCGUUAUACGAUUCGGCCAUGAUUGGGAUGAGACUUGUAUGCAGAUGGAUGAAGUGCUCUCUUCUGUUGCUGAGACGAUAAAGAACUUUGCAGUCAUAUAUCUGGUUGACAUAAGUGAGGUUCCAGACUUCAACACCAUGUACGAGCUCUAUGAUCCUUCGACGGUCAUGUUCUUCUUUAGGAACAAACACAUCAUGAUCGAUCUUGGAACUGGUAACAACAACAAGAUCAAUUGGGCUCUCAAGGACAAGCAGGAGUUCAUUGAUAUCAUCGAAACCGUCUACCGCGGUGCAAGGAAAGGUCGUGGGUUGGUGAUUGCUCCCAAAGAUUACUCCACCAAGUACCGCUACUAA